AUGCAAGCAGCAGCACAACGAGGUGGCGGCCUUGUUCUACUCCAGGAACACCUUCUCAAGACUUCGAUAGAAGAUCCUCAAUAUCCAUCUAUCGAAUCAGCAAUCGACAGUCACACGCUGCAUGAUCCCCUCAACAUCUCAGAUGGCAUCUUCUUCCCAGCCCCUCGAUACCACACAUACCUCACCCACCUAGUCAUCCGGCUCGAUAUGACAAUCGCACAUUUCGACCUCUCGUCAUGCUCAACAAUACCAGCCUUCACAACACCCGGGCUCGAAACCGGCCUCACGCGAGUUGAGAUGGAAGCAAUGCACCACGCCCUCCAACACAAAGUGCGGUCGAUUAUGGCCCGGGAGGGCUGGGAGGGCUGGGAGGUGGAGCGGAAAGCUCGUCAUACCCUCACGAACAAGCUGGACCAAGACGCAGGUGUACGAAAUAGAGUUCACGAUGGUAUAGGCAGUGGUUGUUGUUGGGCGGAAGAUGCGGAAGUCAAGGCGCUAGCAGAAUGCGAUGUGAGGUAUGAGGCUCUGCUGGCUGCGUCACGUCCGUGCGAGGAUGACAGUUAG
Messenger RNA from Parastagonospora nodorum SN15, 564 nucleotides. RefSeq lists its product as hypothetical. The record is from RefSeq and is a predicted model, not a curated record. The coding region runs from base 1 to 564 and encodes 187 amino acids. The transcript has 3 exons. NCBI's taxonomy places the organism in Eukaryota, Fungi, Ascomycota, Dothideomycetes, Pleosporales, Phaeosphaeriaceae.